GCUGUGGAGAUACAUUCUGAGAUAAAUAUCAAAUGAACAGCGGGAUUGGAUUAGACACUGUACCCUAGUGGACAUACUUUAACGUUUAACAUCUGUGCUCUGUUCUCGCCGGUAUCCAAUUCACUUCCUUCUAUCAGUUUACAUUUGAAGGCAUGGCGAGCAGGGAGCGAAUAGCUUACACCUGUGACACCGAGGCCAGUGGUAACAGCAGCGCUAUACACGCCAUGGAAAAGCAGACAUCCGUCAUAUGUACAACAAAUAUGGGGAUUUCGAGUGAAAAUAAUAACAAGCCGAUGCGAAAGAACAAGAGAAAAUCAACUGAACCCAGGAAAGCUGUGAGGCUGGAAAGCUUUCCCGUCAAACGAAGGAAGGAAGACGAUCAGUUAGGCGAGGAUGGUUACGACGUGUUUGGCGACGAUAUGUGCGAUGAUUAUGAAAACUACGCGGAGAGGGACCAUUCCACCUCAGUUCUAAGGAUGGACGAUGACGUACACGAGGGACAUAUUUCUCCCGAUUCUGGAAAACCGACUAGAUCGUACAAGAGCCUCAGCCGUGCGCGUCGCAUAGUGGCGAACGCUCGGGAACGCAACCGGGUUCACACGAUCAGUGCGGCUUUCGAGGGGCUACGCAAGGCAGUUCCAUCAUAUUCACAUAACCAGAAACUCUCAAAAUUGGCAAUAUUGCGUAUCGCUUGCAGCUAUAUCUUAGCCCUGGCUAGACUAGCAGAUCUGGACUACACGCAAGAGCGAGAUGGUAUGACAUUCGCUGAAUGUGUUGAACAGUGUACCAAUACGUUGCAAGCCGAGGGGAGAUCCCGUAGACGGAAGGAAAUCUGAACUUGAAGUUUGACUUUGCCGUUUAUUCUUCAAUCGAAGCAGAAUCGUCAUUAGUGUACAUGGGUAUAGAUGUAUGUUUGAUGAUUGUUGACGCGUUACUAUGGUAACAGUUUAGAUUUGCUAUUCAUCAAGUGGUGGUUGAAAUGUUGGUAGAAGACGGGCGAGCAGUUGGACGUUGGUGGCGUGGUUUGUGUUGCCCAGGGGCAUUGAUACUGUGUGCCUUGAGAACUGAAAUGGCGGAAGGAUCUAUACAGGGUGUUGUAAUGCAUAUCUCACCCUUCACGUGACUUGUGGAAAUAUCGAUUUAUUGAUUAUUAUUUUAUUGGUGUAAGGCUUGUAAUUCUCUAUAUCCCGAUUAGACAAACUGGAACGAUUACUUUCAGUGGCAGUAUUACAGAUGACACAAUAACACUCGAUAUACUAUGAACUUAUGGUUUAUUCUAUGAAUGCUAUAUUACUUAAAGCGUAGUGGUCGUCGCUCAGCGCGUGUUCGAAUUUCAUGUAAAUAAACAAUAUAUUUUACACGCGUUGUAUACGUCGCUAUGAGUCCCAUAUCGAACAGGACGCCGCACGUCGACUGUCCCCUUUAAAUGUCGGUGGUCCUCGCGACCGCGUGUUCACAAAUUAAGUGCAUUUUGUGCGUAUAUAAACAAUGGGUUGACUCGAAGCUCAAAGGUUAAAUACCGACUUUGACUCCUUAGUCAUCAUUCUAUGCGUUCCAAUUAUCUGCUAAAUUACUCAGUAACAUGUUUUGUUUUUGUACGCGGUGUUCUGUACGUCACAAUCUUUGUUAAUAUGGGGGGGGGGGGGGCUUAUCGUGCACAUGCGUUGUGCGACGACCACUGUCCUUUCAAAUGGUUAGAUAAACUUAUAACUUUGCGUAAACUAUAACUUUGUACUCCGACCAAACGUUUAGUCGCUACGUUUGUUUGUUUGUUUGUUUGUUUGUUUGUCUUGUUUUGAGGAAACGUUAGGGAUGUGAUUCCGAUUAUGAUCGUUACACUUUGCGGAUCUAUCAGACGAGGGCGCUAUCAUACAAAAUAUGUUGAUAGCGUCCGGAAGUUUCGAUCACUUUACUGAAUGAAUGAAUGUGAAGAUCUGUGUUCUGAAAUUAGGCAACCUUGGUAUUUACAAUGAAAUCGUCUCUGUCAAGAGUAGUUUCGGUUUAAUUCUUAUUUAUUGUAAGUAAUCAGCUCAAUAAACUUGCAUGUUUGCAAUGAAAA
Saccoglossus kowalevskii is the source of this 2059-nucleotide messenger RNA. RefSeq lists its product as uncharacterized. Gene Ontology annotation, biological process: positive regulation of transcription by RNA polymerase II; anatomical structure morphogenesis. NCBI's taxonomy places the organism in Eukaryota, Metazoa, Hemichordata, Enteropneusta, Harrimaniidae. The record is from RefSeq and is a predicted model, not a curated record. Gene Ontology annotation, molecular function: E-box binding; DNA-binding transcription factor activity; protein dimerization activity. Gene Ontology annotation, cellular component: nucleus.